AUAAACGGCGCUAUUGUCUACCAUUCUGAACACCAGCUAGCAUGAACAACGUAAACCUCCGUUGGUUCUGUUUUCUUCGAAUAGGGAAAACGUGAGUCGCUAUCAGUUCAUUUUACUAUUAGAAGAAACUUUGGUAAAGUGCUGUCUGCAAGAUAUGCGCACAAAAACACACAUAAUGGAUUCGUUACCAGAAGUUGCCACCGAAAGCGAUAGCUUUGAGUGGUUCCUGUCUCGUUGUUUUCACGACGAAUACAAAACCAUACCGAUACGGAAGAAGUGUCUUACUUUGGGUCGUGGUGAAAAUAUGGGUUUACAGUUUUGCCCUAAAAAGUAUAAUUAUUUGUCAAGGAACCAUUGCAUGGUGCAGAUUAUCGAUGGAAAGCCUGUCAUCAUCGACUGUAAUUCUGCACGAGGCACGUUCGUUAACAGUGAACGUCUAGACAAGUUCUCUCCCGGUCGGAUCGAACUAAAGGAAGGUGACCUUGUUGGCAUCGGGCAUAAGAAUGAGGAAAUACAACAAUAUUUCAAAUUCCAUUCCAAUAUACUGAAGUAUAGAGUAUGUCGGAAAAUUCCUGACGACGAAGCAGUAAUUGUCUCCGAUGAUGAAGCAGAUGAAGGCGACAGUUCCACCUUAUUGCCCAUGGCUACGAAUACUCCUUCUGUAGAAUCUCUAAACGAUUUGACGAGUGAAUCGGAUGAAAUCAAAACUAGCAUGCCAAAAGCAAUGUCACCAGUGCCUGGACCUUCCGGAUUAAGGUUGUCUGAAUGCGUUUCAAUACCGAUGGAGUUAUUGAAAAAUUCGAGCUUUGAAGCGGAGUAUGAUAUGUGUGCUAGUCGACUAAAUGAAGAUUGCUACGAAUCGGACACAGAGCCGUGUGCGUCUGAAAUGGUGACUAAUGAAAUUAUAACCCUUUCGGACGAUGACGAUGAGUACGCCGAUCUGCAUCACACUCAGAUGGUUCUAGAAGAAGUGAAGAAAGAACUAGCAGACAUUGAAAAGCAGAACACAUGCCAUAAUAUAUGUGAUGAUACGAAUGUCCAGUGGACGUUAAAGUUAAAAUCUGAUGUCGAUGCCACGCAACGCUACAAAAAAUCCAAAGAUCGCCAAAAGGAAAACGGUUCCUCUAAGAAGGAAAAAGUUGACAAUACAGCUACCAAAUCGAGCGAUACAAAGGAAAAGCAAAAGCCUACAAAACAUUCAACAAGUAAAGAAAGUACGAAACAAAGCACCGAUACGAAAGGAAAGCAAUCUCACGAUGGUUCCUUGAAGAUUUCUUUGAAACGUAACUCAAACGAUUGGGUUAUAACAAAUGAUAAGAAUGAGGAAGCGAAAAAAUCGCAUAAAUCCACCGAUACAUUGGCCAUAAACGAUGCAGCAGCAAAAGGUAACAACAAGCAAACGACGGACGAAACGGUCAAAGCGAAAAGUAAAACUCUUGCGCCAGAGCCGCCGAAGUCUGUUCGAAAGCGACGCCAUUCGGUUGCUGAUUGGAAUGAGCUUGGUGCUAGAAAACCCAAUGGAACGAUUGAAAUAGCACCACCGGAAAAUCACCAGUUUACACGGAUUCCUUUAAUGUAUCGACCUCCUCUCUGGGCGACAUGUUCCAGUGCCGAUCCGAAGCCAUCCACUGUCAUCCCGAAGCCUUCCACUGUCGCCCAGAAGCCUACAACUGCCGAAAACUCGCACGGUGCAGCAGGAAACAAAGAUGCAACGCAAAAUAGUGCCAAACCUGUCCUAAAACGGCGUGUUUCGAUUGCCUCUCCAGAGGAAAUGCAUGCUCAAUUCCAAAAGAAAUUUAAACCACGUACUAAUGUCCCUGACAAGAUAUUUGAGUUCCAUCCUGUAAAUGCUGCGGCUAAGGAGCAAAAGGAACAACGUAAACAUCGAUUGAUCGAGGUUAACAUGAACAAGAAAAAUCAGGAAAAAACAUCAGCUAAAGAUGACCAUCCAGUUGCACCUAAGAAAACGGGAUCCACUAAGCCAAGGGUGAAGUUUACUCCGAACAAUCGUGGAAUGUUCCUUACCGAUCCUAUCCCUCCACCACCCUCCCGGGCUCCAUCUACAUCGCGUCCAACAUCGGCCGAUGAAAGCAUCGUGUGUACGCAAUCAACAACAUUGGACCAGUUGCCGAAUGUAGGCAUUGCGGAUGAUUUGAUCGAUACACGCCCGAAGAAGAUGACUUUCGAAAGUGUGGCUCGGGUGAGCAACGUUGAUCAGCAGGUACCGGCUGUAAGUGGAUUAAGACGAAUAACUGCCCGUCGGUUUUCCGUGAUGGAGCCCCCAACGUGUUUAAACCGGCCGGAAACGAACACAAAUGGUAACUCCACAGCAACAAACCACAAAGCUGCCACCAAUGCGGAUAGUUCUGCAUCGACACCGAACAUACAGAGCAACAAUUCAAGCAAUUCGAAUAUUUCUCGCUCCUCGAGCGUAGUAGCUCCGUACGCGCCCUUAGUACAAAGACUUCCCCAGAAAAGUAUACUGAAAUCAUGUAAUCCCAACACUGCGGGUGCCCAACGAAAAAGCGUUACUAUAAUGGAAAAUUUAAAUAAGACACGGCUUAUUGAAAAAUAUAUCAUUGCAUCACCGUACUAUGUUCGAAAAGAAGUUUUGGACCACGAGCGCAAGCUGCUAACAGAGAUACUCAAAUGGUCUCCACGUUGGUUGACGCAUCAACAAUCGGAAACUUCGCACAACUCCCCGUUCGGCACCGUAGACAAAAUGAUGCCAAAGUUGGAAGAAUACGAGGAUUACAAAUCGUUCCAGCAGCUUCAUAUUCCGUUCCUAAAACGCGAACUUUGGAAUGAAGUUCGCGCCAGUUCUAAAUCAAUGCCAUUUUUCUUGAUCGCUCGUACAGUUGUUUGCGGGGCCAUUGACGGCACUUAUCUGUAUGAAGUUGAAUGUGAAGUUUCCAUUAAUCCCUGUGAACAGCAACAGUCGGCCGCGUACGAUUUCGGCAUUAUGGAGUACCAAAUAUCGCAGCAUCAAAAAAUUAGUUUGUUUUAUUACCUCCACACACAAGUACCAUUGAAGAUAGGAGAGAAUGGCCCAGAUAAUAGUGGUCCACACCCAACUAAAGCCAUGAAAUACGUUUUGAUUGUGGCAGGCAAUGAGCAGGAGCGUCUGGAGAUGGGUCGAAAUGUUGUGCUUCGUCCGUUUGCAAGAAUUUUUUUAUAUUUGCGCCGCGGAAAUGCAUUAACAGCACUGUAUUAUUCGCAGCUAUUGUGUAACAUUCUAACACCAUCAUAUAACGUAACGAACAUUCUUAGGGUCGCUAAGCGGACGAAUCGGAGUUCGGUUACAAAUAGCAAAACGCAACCGCAGAUGGAACCGGGAAUGCUCAAUCCGUGUCAGAUGAAAGUUUUGUCCUCGGUGUUAGCCGAAUGCUUCUGUAAGGAUCUGCCCACCAUUUCCAUCAUACAGGGACCACCGGGUACAGGGAAGUCGCGAGUAAUCAGUCACUUAGUUUUGCAGCUAAUGCGUAUCGCUCGCUCGACUAGCUCUAAAAUGAAGGUGCUCGUGUGCGCGGCCUCGAAUACAGCGGUAGAUGUUAUAGUAAAAAAAAUAUUAUACUUUAAAACACAUUCAGCUCAAACGAGAAACUUAAAGGUCGUUCGAACGGGAUCAAAAAACAAAGUCGAGUCUUCCUGCCUGCAAGUGUUCAUCGAUAAGCUGAUUCAAGACAAAAUGGACAAGGAAACUGGGCAUGAUCGAUACAGAAAUAAUAUAACCUACGAUUCUAUAAGACCGGGCCGCUCAAGGGAGGCGAUAAAGACUCGCAUUGACAUUUUAAAUGAAGCCGAUAUUGUUUGCACGACACUCGGAAGCUGCUCAAUGCUGGGUACGUAUUCCGUCGACAUCGAAUUCGACGUGUGUAUAAUCGACGAGGCUACGCAAUGUACGGAACUGUGUACGCUGCUACCACUACAGUAUCGCGUAUCGAAGCUAGUUUUGGUGGGUGACGUUCAUCAGCUGCCGGCAACGGUACUAGACCAGCAAAGUAUUGAGGCAGGAUUCCGGAAAUCUCUAUUUUCGCGCCUCUAUCAAUCGUACAUAGAUAAGCAGAAGAUGGAUGAGAUAAAGGUUUUAAAUACCCAGUAUCGCAUGCAUCCGGACAUAUGCCACUGGCCUAACGAAUACUUCUACCAGCGUCAGUUAAAAAAUGCUCCCUGCACCGAGGCCCAGCGCAAAGACAUUCCAUUGAAGCCGUACAUGGUGAUAAGCCUCAGCUACGACCAAGAGCUCACACAGGCCCAGUACGAAAUUUACAACAAGGACGAAAUACGGUUCGUCGUGGGGCUUACGAAACAGAUGGUAGCGUGCUGUAGUAAGCAUGCGUCUUUUGCCAUCAUAACACCAUACGCACGGCAUAAGGAGGAACUGAUACAAACUUUACGUAACCUGAAGCUGGAGCGGGUGGAAGCACAUUCGAUUGAUUCCGUUCAGGGCAAGGAGUUUGAUGUGGUCAUAAUAUCGUUGGCACGUUCGAACGGUGCAGGAUUUCUGGAUCAACCGGAGCGCAUCAAUGUAGCGAUGACACGUGCCCGACAAUGUCUUGUUUUGUGCGGAAACUUCAACAGCCUUAAGUACAAACCGGUCUGGUCGUCUUUGCUAGCGGACGCACAAAAGCGAAAGGUUUACUACCAACUUGAAGAUCACGAUGCGCACGCAUACGGAGAGCAGAUGGUUCAAAACAUCAUGCAACGGUUGCGCAAGGACUUACCAUAACAGAAGGACUUAACUUAACAUUUGAUGGAAAUAUUCUCUCGUUAUUUAUUAUUAAAGAAGGACAACCAGCAAGCUGCAAUCGAGAAAUUGCAAUACAUGUA
Molecule: messenger RNA, 4830 nt
Organism: Anopheles funestus (African malaria mosquito)
Lineage: Eukaryota; Metazoa; Arthropoda; Insecta; Diptera; Culicidae
Gene: Setx
Exons: 8
Coding region: 155-4729 (1524 amino acids)
Biological process (GO): termination of RNA polymerase II transcription
Cellular component (GO): nuclear body
Molecular function (GO): protein binding; transcription termination site sequence-specific DNA binding; helicase activity
Source: RefSeq, a predicted model, not a curated record